UAAUCAAAUAUACCAGCCGCCAUUAUUUGUGGUAAGUUAAGUAUAUCCAUUUCCAUUUUUUAACACAUGCUUUUAAAAAUCUAAUGGCAAGUCCUACUUACCAUAUAUCAAAUUUGUUAGAAAAGAUGUCAUCGGCUGAUAAAGACUUUAGAUUUAUGGCCACUAAUGAUUUAAUUACAGAAUUACAUAAAGAUUCAAUAAAGUUAGAUGAUGAAACAGAGAAAAAGGUAGUUAAAAUGAUUUUAAAAUUGUUAGAAGAUAAAAAUGGCGAAGUUCAAAAUUUAGCAGUGAAAUGUUUAGGACCAUUGGUCAAUAAAAUUAAACCCUAUCAGGUGGAAGAUAUUCUUAUUACCUUAUGUAACAAUAUGUUAUCAGAUAAUGAAGAGUUAAGGGAUAUAUCAAGCAUAGCUCUUAAAACGGUCAUAAAUUCCUUCCCUUUGUCAUAUCUGAAUUCAAUAUCAAGCAUUAGUCAAAAAUUAAUAAUAAAUCUAAUUAAGAUUCUUAAUAAAAAAGAUACAGCUAUACAAUUAGAAGCACUAGAUAUUAUGGGAGAUAUAUUAAAUCGUUUUGGAAGCCUUAUAAGCAAUCAACAAGCUUUAAUAGAAGAGGCCCUUAUACCAUUAAUAUCCAGUCAACGAUUAGCAGUUAGGAAGAGGAGUAUUAUUGCCCUAAGUUAUCUCACUAUAAUAUGUUCUUCAACAUUAUUUAAUAAAAUAAUGGAUUAUUUGAUUGAACAAAUCCAUACGAAUAAAGUGCCUUCAAUCACUCAUUCCUAUAUACAGUGUAUUGGAGCUAUAAGUCGAACUUCUGGAUCAAGACUGUCAUCUUAUAUCCCAAAAUUUGUACCUAUUUUGAUAGGCAUAUGCCAGGAUAAAAGUGGAACCAUGACAAUAGAAGAGAAUGAUGAAAUGAUUGAGUAUUGUUUGCAAACUUUUGAGUCCAUUUUCAAGUGUUGCUAUAAUGAAAUAUUACCACACAUGAAUGAACUGAUAGACCUUUCCUUAAAAUUUGCUUCCUAUGACCCUAACUACAAUUACGACGAUAGUCAAAUGGACUCAUCCGACUUCUUGCCUUUAAGCGAAACAAACAAAAAUAACGGUAUCGAGGAAAAAUCAAUUGCUAAUGAAAAUAAUGGCAUCGGGAACGAAGUCGAAAAUGAAGACAAUUUCAACGAUAAUGAAGAUAGCUUGGAAGAAGAUGACGAGGACAUGAGUUGGAAAGUUAGGAGAGCUGCAUCUAAAUGUCUCAAAGCCAUUAUAGAAUGCUCAACUCUGGAUAUGUUGCCACGACACUAUUCCGUAGUAUCGGCCAAACUCAUUGGGCGAUUCAAAGAACGAGAAGAAAACGUAAAACUAGAUUUGAUCCAGGCCUAUCUGGCGCUUUUAAAACAAACCAAGAUCCUUUUGUCUAGCAACGUUGAAAAUAUCGACCUUUAUAAAAAAUCUGAUAAAUACUUGGAAGAGCAUAUGGAUGAUGAUGAUGGACACCGUUUAUUAUCGCCCAUCGACAACGUUGAAUUAUCCAUUGUUGUGGGCCACAAUUUAAAGGAUCAAAUCCCCAUGUUGCUCAAAGCCUUAAAACGACUCAUCAGACACAAGAGUCAUAAAAUUAGGCAGAUAUGUUUUACUUUGCUCACCCAAUUGACAUUGACGUUGCCUGGAGGUUGUCUUAAGGACUCAAUGUCUACUCUUGUAUCUGGAAUCAUAUUCUCACUCACCGAUAAUAAUAAUACCUCGUCUGGAAUUAAAAUCGAUGUACUUACAUUUUUGAGCCACCUUCUGAAAACUCAUUCACACCAAGUGUUCUACCCCUAUAUUCAUCAACUUAUACCGGCUCUCUUGAAUGCCAUAAACGACCCAUUUUACAAGAUAGUAGCCGAGGCCCUCAACGUCACAGAACAACUAGUUCAAAUUAUGAGGCCUGCUGAAACCAAAGCUUCAUCUCAACUACCGUUCGAUUAUACACCUUACAUCGUACCCUUAUACCAAAGUACACUCCAAAGAUUGAAUAUCACUGAUAUCGAUCAAGAGGUCAAGGAACGCGCCAUAUCUUGCAUGGCCCGCAUAAUUCAAUUUUUCGGGGAUAAAUUGGAUCCUCAACUCAAUAAAACCUGUUUAUUGAUUUUUAACGAGCGAAUGAAAAACGAGAUAACUAGACUUGAAGCGGUUAAAGCUAUCAAAGACGUUACAGAAUCCCAUUUUUUUCAAAUCGAUAUCUUUCCACUUGCUAAAGAAUUUAUUCAAUCCCUGAGCCAUUUCUUACGUAAAAAUAACCGCGCCUUAAAAAUUAUAUCGCUACUCACACUAAAUUCCUUAAUUAAACGUUAUUCGGAACCAGAUUGCAUAAACGAUUAUUUGAUGAUAGAAUUGCCCGUUCUUAUCUCCGACAACGAUUUGAGAAUAACUGAUCUUGUACUUAGAUUACUUAGUACCAUAUGCCGUUUCCACCCUUCCUGCAUAUACAAAGCCUGGACCGUGGAUAAGGAUAAUAAAGGAGAUAACAAAAAUUAUUUUGUUCAAUCGCUCUGCAGAUUAAUUAUGUCCCCAUUGCUGCAAGGCGAAGCAUUGCGUUCGUUACUGAGAUUUUUCUUAGAUUUGGUUAUGAUUCGAUCACCACAUCCACUCGACAUGGAUAAAAUAAUUGAGUUGAUAACCCAGCCUAUAUACAAUUAUCACCAAAAUCUACAAACUUUCCAAUCAAAUAACAAUUCCAUUAUGCCUGCGAGACUUUCAAGCUCUCCUGUCCAAAAUCAACUACAGCUUAACAGAGUUCCCCUUGGGUUUUCGUCACCUCUUCCACCGGCUCCAAAUCAACCUGUGAAUUUUAAUAGUUAUAACGAUGAAAAUCUCACUGCUAUUCAUAAACAAGCCUUGGUCAACAUAGCCAAAGUUGUGGGUAUCAUGGUGUCGGCGUCUUCCAUUUUAAAAUCUCUUCCAUCUUCCCAUUCUGAAAAUUUGAAUUAUGCUGAUAAUGCCAAAAUACCUACUCCUAACCCCAAGCAGAUAGAGUUAGCUCAACGUUCUUUGGCUCAAAUCAGACAGUAUCUUACCACCAUAUCCCAAAACAACAAUGCUCGAAAGCAUAGCCUUGUCGAUAAUAGUUUACCGAUGUCCGUUAAUAAUAGCUUGAAUGAAAGAGUUGUUGUCAUAUUUUCACUUCUCUGCCUUGGAGAAAUGGGUAAGGAAUGCGACCUGUACACCUAUUUUGAGGACGUGCUGCAAGAAAAUGUGUGUGAUUUGAUGUCUGUUUGUUUUAAAUCCCCUUGUGAGGAUAUCAAAUUUGCGGCCGCCUAUGCUCUGGGAAACAUUGGUUCAGGGAAUUUGUAUAAAUUCAUACCAUAUAUACUUUUGGAAAUACAAAAAUCUCCCAACAAACAAUAUUUGCCUCUACACGCCCUCAAAGAAAUUUUAAACGAUCGUUCUCCUCUCACAUUUUCCCGUUUAUCGUGCCAUAAUGUUAAACCUAUAUGGUCUGCCCUUUUAGAUAACAUAAAUUUAUUAGGUUCUGGGGAGGAAGGAACGCGUAAUGUUAUCUCGGAAUGCCUUGGGGAGUUUUGCGCCCUAGAUCCCGAGGGCUUAAUUCCCGCCCUCGACCACACUUUAAGUUCACUGAACAACGGAAUCAAAGCAGCAGAUGACAAGAUUCAUUUGGAUGCCAAUGAAACGAGUCUGUCUGCUACAAAAUCACUGGCUAAAUGUACAGUAGUCGCAUCAAUAAUUCAUUGCGUCUCGUCCACUGCUCAACAAAGGAAUCAAAACGUUAACGGGGGCCUUUCCCACCAUUUACAAUCACAGGUCAAUUAUUCUGGCCUUUCAACUUGCUCCAAUAACAAAAACCAAUUGGAUGAUAAUAUAUCAGAAAACCUGGACAAUCCAAUAGAUUUUGACAAUGGCCCUCCUUCUUUUAUACAAAACCAACACAAUUAUCCUAAAUACGCUCAACAAAUCAAUUGCAUGAGCACGAUAGAUAAAUUGCUCAAGAACCAUUUCGGAAGUUUUCUAUCGAGUCUACAGGAUGGAGACCCGAAUGUUAGAAGGAUGGGAUUGAUUGCCUUAAAUUGUGCGGCCCAUAAUAAACCCUUUCUGGUCAGGGACUCCUUAAAAGAGAUCUUGCCUUACCUUUAUAACGAAACUAAAAUUAGGAAGGAACUAAUAAGGGAAGUCGAAAUGGGGCCUUUUAAACAUUCCGUGGACGAUGGUUUAGAUUUAAGAAAGACAUCCUACGAAUGCAUGUAUACUCUGGUUGAUUCUCCAACCUGCUUCGAGAAAUUAGAUUUGGAUCAAUUCCUAAAUCACGUCGAAACGGGUCUUAAAGAUCAUUACGACAUUAAAAUGCUGACUUACUUGAUGCUAUCACGCUUAGCCUGCCUUUGUCCCUCUGCUUUGCUUUUACCAAGAAUUGAACGGUUGUUGGAACCUUUGAAGACAAUUUUAAAUAGCAAAGUCAAAGCAAAUUCCGUUAAACAAGAAUUUGAGAAACAAGAGGAUCUUAAACGAUGCGCUCUUAGGGCUUCUAUAUCCUUAUUAACCUUACCCGAUGCUGAUAAGAAUGCUUUUGUGAUUGAGUUUCAAAAUUUUGUGAAGUCGAAUACAGAACUGAAUGCCAUAUACGAUUCUCUGAACAAAGAAAUUUCUUCAACACAUACUAAUUAAACGAUUUUCCAUAUAUGUAACUUUUAGAUCCUUUUUUUUAUUUUCAUUUUUUUCAACUUAUUAAUCCCAACCUAAAGUUUUAAUAGUUUUUAUAUAUAAGUUUUCAAUCUAUAAGCUGAUUUUAUUAUAAUAA
Messenger RNA from Gordionus sp. m RMFG-2023, 4785 nucleotides. Its product is annotated as cullin-associated NEDD8-dissociated protein 1-like. Lineage: Eukaryota; Metazoa; Nematomorpha; Gordioida; Chordodea; Parachordodidae. Bases 84 to 4652 code for a protein of 1522 amino acids. Gene Ontology annotation, biological process: protein ubiquitination; SCF complex assembly. The record is from RefSeq and is a predicted model, not a curated record. Gene Ontology annotation, cellular component: nucleus. The transcript is spliced from 29 exons.